Panicum virgatum (switchgrass) is the source of this 1895-nucleotide messenger RNA. RefSeq names its product patellin-4. Gene Ontology annotation, molecular function: lipid binding. Lineage: Eukaryota; Viridiplantae; Streptophyta; Magnoliopsida; Poales; Poaceae. The coding region runs from base 127 to 1692 and encodes 521 amino acids. The record is from RefSeq and is a predicted model, not a curated record. The transcript is spliced from 4 exons.
CUCCUCCGCUCUUCACUCUCUCUCUGUCUCUCUCUCUCUCCGCCGCCGCUGCCGCAUUGAUUACUUGGGAUCUGCACACCUGCCUCGUGCCGAGUUUCGGUGUUGCGAGUUGUGAGUGUGAGCGCCAUGGCCGUGGAGGCUGUGUCCGGGAACGGCGGCGAGGCGGUGGCGCCGGUGAAGGAGGUGAGCGCCAAGGUGGAGGCCAAGGAGGCGGCUGCGGUCACCAAGAAUGCGUCGUUCAGGGAGGAGAGCAACUUCCUGGAUGACCUCAAGGAGAGCGAGCGGAAGGCGCUCGCCGAGCUCCGCGACAAGGUGGAGGCCGCCAUCCUGGAGGGCAAGCUGUUCGACGACGGCAAGCCGGAGGUGAAGGAGAAGAGGGAGGCCAAGAAGAAGGCCGAGAAGGCGCCCGAGGAGAAGAAAGAGGAGGAGGAGGAAGGGAAGAAGGAGCCCGAAGCCGUGGAGAAGAAAGGGGAGGAGGACGCCAAGAAGGAGGCCGAGGUCGAGGGCAAGAAAGAGGAGGAAGAAAGCAAGAAAGAGGCUGAGAAGGAGAUGGAGCAGGAGGAAGCUGGCGAGGCCGAGAAGGUUGCUGCGGCGGCGGAGGAGAAACCGGCGGAGACGGCGGCCGUCGUCGUGGACAAGGACAUCGCCCUGUGGGGCGUGCCCCUGCUCCCGAGCAAGGGCGACGAGGCCACCGACGUCGUGCUCCUCAAGUUCCUCCGCGCGCGCGACUUCAAGGCCGGCGCCGCGUUCGAGAUGCUCCGCCGCACCCUCCGCUGGCGCAGGGACUGGCCCGGCUUCGACGCCGACGCCGACGCCGAUCUCCCCGAGGAGCUCGCGGGCGCGUGCUACCUCGACGGCGCGGACCGCGAGGGCCACCCGGUGUGCUACAACGCGCUCGGGGUGUUCGCCGACGACGCCUUGUACAAGAAGGCGCUCGGCACCGAGGAAGGCAAGGCGCGGUUCCUCCGGUGGCGGGUGCGCGCCAUGGAGCGCCACGUCGCGGAGCUGGACUUGAAGCCCGGCGGCGCCGCGUCGCUGCUGCAGGUGACCGACCUCAAGAACUCGCCGGGGCCGGCCAAGAAGGACUUCCGCGUCGCCGUCAAGCAGGUGCUCGACCUGUUCCAGGACAACUACCCCGAGCUCGUCGCAAGAAACAUCUUGAUCAACGUGCCGUUCUGGUACUACGCGUUCAGCACCCUGUUCUACCCGUUCCUGACGCAGCGGACCAAGAGCAAGUUCGUCAUUGCUCGCCCGUCCAAGGUCACCGAGACCCUCCUCAAGUACAUUCCGAUUGAGGCCAUCCCGGUGAAGUACGGCGGCCUGAAACGCGACGACGACACUGAAUUCUCCUCCGCCGAUGACGGCGAAGUCGCAGAGCUCACUGUCAAGGGAAGCUCCACCGAGACCAUUGAGAUUGAAGCCACUGAGGCUGAUGCCACCCUGACAUGGGACCUGACGGUGCUGGGCUGGGAGGUGAACUACAAGGAGGAGUUCGUGCCGGCCGACGAGAGCUCCUACACCAUCAUCGUCAGGAAGGGCAAGAAGAUGGGGGCGGGCGAGGAGGCUGUCCGCAACUCGUUCCGCGCCGGCGAGCCCGGCAAGGUGGUGCUCACCGUCGAGAACACCUCGCACAAGAAGAAGAAGGUGCUGUUCAGGCACAAGUCCAAGAGCGCCUUCGCCAAGAAGUGCUGAGGCUCGAUCGAAACCUGCCUGCAAGCCGAAUUCUUCGGAGGGUGUGAUGUGCUGAGCUCCUAUGCCAAGGAGUGAAUUGGUUGGUCGUGUGGAUCCAAUAUUCAAUUAUUCAUUACAUUCUUUAUGUGUGUGUGUAAGAAAGAAGAGAGCAUUGUUUGUAUUCAUGGUGAUUAAUUUGAGGUUGGGUGUUGCGGCAUGACAUU